Molecule: messenger RNA, 153 nt
Organism: Plasmopara halstedii
Lineage: Eukaryota; Oomycota; Peronosporomycetes; Peronosporales; Peronosporaceae
Exons: 2
Coding region: 1-153 (50 amino acids)
Source: RefSeq, a predicted model, not a curated record
AUGGCCAGAUACGUUGGGAGGUCGAUAAAGGAACGCUUGUCGAUGCUUCUUGGAGAAGCGAUACAAAGUGUUAGCGGAGGAUUGAGCAGCAGCGAAGAUGACGAUAAUUUCGAGGAGCGAUCAAGAUCGAAUUAUAUUGAUGGCAGUCCAUAG